This is a messenger RNA of Aplysia californica (California sea hare), 16309 nucleotides long. Its product is annotated as polycystin-1. Gene Ontology annotation, molecular function: protein binding. Lineage: Eukaryota; Metazoa; Mollusca; Gastropoda; Aplysiida; Aplysiidae. The record is from RefSeq and is a predicted model, not a curated record. Gene Ontology annotation, biological process: kidney development. Gene Ontology annotation, cellular component: membrane.
CAUUCUCAGAAACAACGCAUUAUCCUCCAUAGACAUCAUCUCUUCUCAAAGCAUGCCAGCAUUAUUGUACAUAGAUGCAUCAUAUAAUUCCAUUUCAUCACUUGACUGGUCUUCAUUUUCAUUACUGACAAGUCUGGAGGAGAUAAAUAUAUCUGGCAACCAGCUACUGAGCCUUAGUGAGGGCAGCCAGGAACUUCCUGUUGAGCAGUUGUACAUAGAAAACUGUGGCUUAUCUUACUUCAGCUUUGGUGCUUCCGUAACAUUCUGCAAUUUGAAAAUAUUACAUGUUGGUGGCAACAGUUUGACAACGUUGCCAGAUGAUGCCUUAAGCUGUAUGGCAGACCUGGAAGAAAUAAAGUUGAAUAACUGUGAUCUCACUUCCUUGUCUGCCAACACCUUUUCCUCCAACGCAUUAAUUCAGUACAUUGAUCUCAGUAGCAACAGAUUGACCUCCCUUCCUUCUGGAUUGUUUGAUGGACUGGACAACUUGAAAGAAAUAAACCUGUCUGGGAAUGACUGGAGCUGUGACUGCAGCCUGAUAUGGCUCCGGAUAUUCCUGGAUUCCUUUGUCGCUGCAGGUGGUACAAUUGUGGAUGAAGAUCAAACUCUGUGUAGCAGGGAUCCCAGCAAUCCGUUGAGAAUGACGCGUAUAUCUGCUUUUCAGAUCUGUCCUAGGAAAGCAGGGUCAUGUGUCUACGACUUUGCCAGUGAGAGCUACAAACUCAUCCAGUACAGCUCUUGGGUCUCCUUCGCCACAAGCACACCGGAGUGCAGGGACCUAUGCUACCUCAGCGGCUACAGCUAUUCCGUGUUUGACCCUGACGUCGCAGAAUGUCUUUGCGGCAGCGUCGUGUCUUUGCCAGCAGGCUGUUCCGAUUGUGGUGGCUCAACUAGCUCAUUGGGCCCUGGGCUGUGUAGCAAUGAGUACAGCAACAUCCUUGGUGCUGUUGGGAUGAUGUACGACUUCAGUAUUACCUACUCACCAACUUCUCCGAAUGUCUUUGAGAAAGUUUACUUUAUGUGGAGCGGGGGUCCUUUAGGGAUUAACGGAUCUGAGUGGGAUUUUGGAGAUUCAACUACCACAUCAGUAUUGAGUACAUCCACCACAUCACACACCUUCACCUACCCUGGGCAACGACAAGUUACGUUGACGUUGCACAUAGCUAGAGGAACAGCUUUGCAGGAGACGAUGGUGUCUGUGCCAGUAGAAGUUGGGUCCAGGUCUGAUCUAGGUAUCCUCAAUUGCCCACUGUCCGAUGUCAGCACCUACAUUCCCCAAAAUGUGUCAGCCACUUUCACGUCUGCUUGGAGACAAAAAGUUUCCUGGACACGAGAAGCCCAGACAACGAGCAACAGCCAGUACAGUUACUCGUACAAUUACUCACGCUGUGAACCGGGUUGGCAAACUUUCAGGGGCCGUUGUAUUCAGAUGCAGAGUUCACCAACAGUAAUGUCAGCUGCACACACAGCAUGUCUGGCCAAAGGAGCGAAACUUCUGCGGCUCCACUCUAUGGAUGAAAUCGAUGCACUCCGUUCAAACAAUUCUCUGUUCCCCUCAGGAGCUGGAGCCUCCUAUUUCACUGGGGCUGAGUGGAAAGCUUCACAAGAAAGAUAUGAGUGGAGAUUUUCAUCGACAAACGCUUUUGUGUUCCGAGACACUUUAACCUCUGCCUCUGCUGGAGACUGUGUCGUCAUACAAGCAUCUGGACUUUCAGGGGAGGAUUGUGGCGUGUCUUUGCCGUACAUUUGUGAGAAAGAGCCAAGUUCCUGUGUGCAGAAUGGUCAGCCAAAUAGUAAACUGUGUUAUGCGGUCAGCUCUGAGAGUCUGUCCCGCCCACUAGCUGCCAUCAGCUGCCAAUCAAACUACACCAACGGGCAAUUGGUCACAAUUGCAGAUAUCAACGAUAAUUCAUAUCUGAAGUUUCUUUUGUCAAAAGCAUCAGUGGACACAGUAUGGAUCGGGUUAGAAGCCAGCUUUUCAGAGAACAUCUACACCUGGGAUAGUGGUCAGCCCUUGACUUUGUACAGCAAUUGGGACUCUGGAUUUGGUGCAGAACCGUGUGUGGUGAUGAAUGCCUCCACUGGUCUCUGGCAAAAAGAUCUCUGUGACAGCUCUCAUCACUUCAUCUGUGAAUACUUUGUUGGAGAUGAGAUCAACAUCCCUACCCUGGUGGCAGGAACCGUUCCUUUGAUGUUGAAGGAUGCCAUUCCUGUGUCAGUGUCUGAGUCAACGACUGUCAACACUGUGUCCUCCUCCGUCAUUACCAUCAUACCAGGUUCAUGGAUUGCUGACCAGGGCUAUGCUUCACUGUGGAUUGUCCAAACAGAGAGUGUUGCCUCUGAAACUCAAAUCUUCCUUCAAAUUUGGAGACCUACAUGUACAUACGGAAUUUUGCACAGACCAGGCUGCUCCAGUCAGAGUCCCCUGUACACCUGUGUGAGCAGCCAGGGCAGUCCAUGCUCAUCCAGCACCUGCCCACAGGGCCAGUACUUCUGCCUUCUGACCAGAACGUGCUUGACCACAGGUCAGCCCUGCACCUGUGCUGGUCUCGACCCAACAACUAUCACUGCAGAUUGUCAAGCACUUUCUCUGGAUGCCAGUACUUCCAAAUUCACGCUAAUUCAUUCCUGGGCAGUAACCAUCCCAGCCCACACGACCCUGAUUAGCUUCAGCCCUCCUCCAUUUGAGGAAGUGCAGAUUGGAGACGUUUUGGGGUUCCAGUCUGAGCAAGAUGGUUUUGUCUCAUGUCAGGCUCCGUCGACAUCAGUGUGGUCUCAGGCAGUGUUCAGAACUGGCAGGACAGCUUGGGCAAGUUUAGGAGAUACGGUCGACCCUCACACACAGUCGGUGCUCGUUGCUGACUCAGUUUGUGGGGUCAGUCUUUCAUAUGUGACUCAGAGCCAGCAAAGUUCCAGCGACAUCCUAGGUUAUCUCACUGAGCCUGGGGAGUACGCUUUCACAUUGGACUUUCUAGACUUAUCCUCAUCCACCAUCAACUCCCAAACCUGCACAGUGACAGCUUUAGACUCUGUUGAUGGUCUCCUGUGGGUGGGACCAGAUAUUUCUGGAACUAACUCUAUGCUUCUUGGAUCUAGCACUGAAUCCUUGAAUAUCUCUAUCAGUGUAGAGGCUGGCACUCCUCAGGAUCUCACAAUCAAAGUUCUCAGAGGGUCUGAUCUAGAAAUUUCUUGGACUGUACAUGGCACUGUGAGUUCUGGUACCUUCUCCAGUUCUUGCCCUGUGAGCCUGGCUUCUAGUAAUAGUUUCUGUCAAGAUGGAAGCAGUUUCUUGUCAGAUCCUUUCUCAAGCUUGUCUAGCACUUUCAGAUCCCUAUCUCAGACUGGAAGCACCUCGGUCAUGGCGCAAGUGUCUAACACAGUCAGUUCAAAAACAUUGUUUGUUGAAGUGCAGGCAUAUUUGAGAAUCACUGGCCUGGAGUUUUAUCAUGACAAUUGUCAGAAUCGCUCAAACUGUGAAGUCAGAGUGGAAAUUGGAGUAGCUCAGAUAUGUCGUACAACAUUCACAGCUGGAGAUUAUGUGACUGUGGCUUAUACAGAGAAUGGUGUAGCCAUAACUUCCACACAGCCUGAUCAGUUGGUAAUAUCUAGAACCUUCCUGCAGGCUGGAACUUAUGUUUUGCAAGUGACAGCUACAAACAUUCUGGGUAAUGAGACAGCGGAUUUGACAGUUCAUGCCUUUAUCAAGGCCAAUUUUCAGUAUCUCAUCUUCACUACCACACUACCAAGAGCUGAAGUUAAUGUUCCUCAGACAAUUAAUGCGGAAGCUAAGCUAACGAAAGAUGCCUACUACAAAGCUGUGUGGUCAUUUGGGAGUGAGACGUUUUCCUUUCCACUUGUUGCAGCAAAGGGAGAAAUUAUCCGCCCUAGCGCCCCUAAGACAUUCAAUGCCACUGGAAACAUAACUGUCUCUCUCGUUUUAGAGGAUGUGUUUGGUAAUAGUCUAUCUCAGUCCUUUGAAGUAGAAGUAUACAAGAGAAUAAACUCUGUGCAGCUGACCCCAUCGACAUCCUACCCAUCUACUACCAGUCCAUUCAUCCUGCUGAUUCAAAUUAACAAUUCCACUGCUGGAGAUACCACCCACUUUGGUGUCAUGAACUUUACGCUAGACCUCGGGGAUGGAAGUCCCAUCAUGUCUUGGAUAAGUAUGUCCCCAGUCCUAGAAAAAGAAUGUGAGAUCACCACUGAAGGAGUUUUUACAAUUACGCUGACCGUGUUUUCUGACCUAAUCCCAGGGAAUGUGCUUACCACAACGGCAUCUGUAAAGACUGAAGAUGGAAUAGCUGGUUUAAAGUUAACUUAUGAUGGGCCAAAACACGUCAGCGAGUCUAUUACUUUCUUUGCCAACCAUAGCGCCGGCUCAGAUAUGACGUACUUAAUCCAGUUUGGAGAUUCAUACAACCAAACCAGUACAUCUCCCAGUUUCACAUACCAGUAUGCUGCUGCAGGGGUCUACGAGGCUAUUCUCUACGCUUCUAAUGCUGUGAGUAGUCUUACCGCACGCCUGAGGCUGUAUGCAUAUGAUGAAGACCUGCUCCAGAUCCUUGAACUUAAUUCAAAGACUUAUGUGGAAGCUAACAAGUCUGUAACUGUCAGAACUGAUGUUGCUGCAGAAUCCCCUCAGGCUCUAGACUACAACUGGUCUUUUGGGAAUGGAGAGACUGUCAAUGGCACUGGCAGGGACUCGGCUUCAACUGUCUUCAGCCAGAUUGGCCUCUACACCAUCACGUUGACUGUGAGCAAUGUCACAAAAGGAACAUCUGAUGUCAAGUCCAAAGAUGUCUUCGUUGAACAGAAGAUAGAAGACUUGAAUGUUACUUACAACAACCCAGUCUCUCUCCCAAGUCCAACUUCAACUGUUUUUGCCGUUUUCACUGCCACUAUUGGCUCAGGGUCAAAUCUGAGCUACACAUGGCAAGUAGACUCCACCAAAGAUGUUAGCACAGAGAAUGUUCUGAACUUCACCGUGCCCAGUGCAGGAAUUUAUUCUGUCAAAAUCAAAGUCUCCAAUGAUUUAAACAGAAUUGUGAAGAGGAUGGAAUUUGUUGCUAUGGAAAUCAUCACAGGGUUGUCCAUCAAUUGCAUUACGUGUUCACUUGAUGUGUAUGCUGCUACUGGUGUAAGAAUGGCUUUUGAAGCCUCACUAGUUUAUGGAAGUCAUGAAAAUUACACUUGGAGUUUCACUGGGUUACCAAUAUUACUGCUAGGUUCAUCUGCUAGUUUUAUAUACAGCACACCUGGAACCUACAGUGUGACCCUUGUGUCCCAAAAUAAUGUCAGUAACAGUGCAGUCACAGCCGAUAUAACAGCACAGGAUGUGGUGGGCAGUGUGACAAUUUCACAAACUUCCUCACCAGUGAAAAUCAAUGAUGUUGUGACUUUGAGCGCGUCUGUAUCUUCUGGGACAAAUGUCGCUUUAUCUUGGAUGUGUGGCAGCAGCAAUAUUGGGACAACUUCAACAAUAGUGCAUUCCUUCAACAGCUCUGGGUACCAUACGUGCACUGUAAAUGCAUCAAAUUAUGUGUCAUAUGUGAUAAAGAGUCAUGAUGUGCCUAUUUUAGAUGAAAUUUCAAGUGUAGCUGUUAACCAUUCUCUAGUGGGUGGUUCGUCUUCUGUUUAUUAUGCUGCUUUGAACAAAUGGUAUGACUUUUUUGCUGUAUCUAAUACAGCGUUCCUGGUGGACUAUGAGUGGAAAGUGAUGCGAUCUGGACUGUCUUUGAGAACAGGCAGAGGUCAAAAGUUCUCAUACUCUUUUUCAGUAACAGCUCAGUAUGAGCUACAGCUCAAGGCCUCCAAUGAUAUCAGCAGCCAAGAAACAUCCAUAACCCUGGAAUUAAUGGAGGAAAUUCGCAGUGUUUCCCUCCGUUCUGAUAAACAAUCCCCACUGUUAGCGGGCAUUGAUAUCACUUUCUUUGUGAUUAGCUUUGCAGGCUCUAAUUUGGACUUUGAGUGGCAUAUCAAUGGAACACUGAUCAACAGUGGUAGCAAUCAGUAUUUGGGGUAUCGCUUCACAAAUGCCGGUCAGUCUUCUGUCCAGGUAAAAGUUUCAAAUAUGCUGGGAUCCGUGACUAAAGAGAUUGUAAUGACUACCUUGAACCCAGUAUCAAAUACCACCAUUUACUUUGGACAGCAUGGUGUAUUUUGGCAUUCUCCUUUCAUUGCUGAAGGAACUUCCGUGAAUGUCUCCUGUGCUUAUUUGACGGGAAGUGAUGUCGAGUUUGAGUGGACAGUAAAACAGUUAGCUACGGGAAGAACAAUAACUUUUGAUACCCCUGUUGUCCCUUUCACGUUUAUGGAAAUCGGAUUUUAUGAGAUAACUGUGAAUGCAAGCAACCUCUUGAGUUAUGAGGAAGGGGCUCUGACUGUUGAGGUUCAAGGUGCUGUUACUGACCUCAUGAUCAACUUGGAUCAUCAGCUUGUAGCCACAGGUUCUUCCAUUUCAUUUGCUUCGGUAUUGAACCCAGAAGCCACAAAUGUUUCUUACGUGUGGUCAGUAGCUGGGGAAACACUCAGUGCUUUGAGUUUUUCAAGACAGAUGUCGGCAGCUGGUGUGUAUGUUGUGUUCCUUACGGCACAGAACAAUGUAUCCAGCGUUACCAAGCAGGAAGUUAUCAGAGUACAGGACAUCAUCACAAACCUGCAGUUUUCCGACUGCUCACUCAUAAGAGAAGCUAACACUUCAGUAUCUUUGACAGCUGUUGUGGGAACGGGAACAAAUGUCACAUUUUGGUGGGAAAUAGAAGUUGGGAAUCAGAACAUCAGCCUGAAAGGAAAAAUGAUUGAUUUCCUUUUUCCAGAGGAAGGCAUUUAUAAUGUAUACCUUGGGGCAGAAAAUGAAGUGAGCACAGACAAUUUCACCUGCACAGUGGAGCUGCACUUACCGAUAGGCUCAUCUGUCACGUUGGAAAUCAGCGAACCGAGGACAGACUAUAUUUUCCAGAACCAAGAUGUCACAUUUAUGGUGGACAAUGGCAAUCUAGAUUUUGCGACUUUCCAAUGGAAUGUCACAGGAGAACCUGGCUAUGUAUCUUCAUCGAGCCCUUACACCCGUUCCUUCUCAAACAUCGGCAACUACACCCUCUUUUUAACCAUUUUCAAUGGUAUCAGCAAAGCUGAACUUUCCAUCGAGUUCAAUGUCAAGGUCUUCUUGUGCCAACUGCCGGAUGUGACUCGUGUAGGUGAUGCGAGUCGUUCUGUUCAGAGAUCGAGGUCACUAGAGCUUGAAGUGGCCAUUAACCCAAACGGAUGUACAGAAUACUUGGCUGUCCACUCCUGGUCUGUGUACUCACCAACUUGCAGUGGACACGCGAACCAGACGGAAAUGGUGGACCUCGGAGCCACAAGUGUGACCAGCCCACAUCUUAUCAUCCAGGCCCGCCAGCUGGAGGUUGGCUCAUACUGCGUCAGUUUUGCCACUGGCUACCACUACACUAGUGUGCUGGAGACUGUGGACUAUAUGGUCAAUGUCACAGCCGCUCCCAUCAAGGCAGUAAUUAAAGGGGGUGAUGGAAGGACUAUGGCAGCGGGAUCAAACCUAUGCUUCGAUGGAAGUUUGUCUUACGACCCGAAUGAGUUACAAGGUUCAAGACCAUCACUUCAGUACGAGUGGAAGUGUGAAGCUGUGUCUGCUUUUGGUGGAAGCUGUUUCCCAACCAGCACUGCAAGUCAAGUGUGUUUCACAGGCUUUGGCAUUGGCAAAUACAAUAUCAGUCUGACUGUGACUGCUCCAAAUCGAGUGGCUGGAAACACAGAACAAAAUAUUCAAGUGAUCCAGACAACAAGCUUCAUGCCAAUAGCAAGCAUUGUGUGUGAAUCGUGUGCAACCUUAGAGAACUACAGAGUGAGUGCCAGCCAGCAUGUGGCCCUAUCAGCAACGUGUGAGAACUGUCAGUGUCAGCCCAGUUUUUCUUGGACGGUGUAUGAUGGACUGAACCAGCUGCCGCUGGACAGCUCACAAACAUCUACAGGACUGACCAGUCAGAGCUUAGUGCUCCGCCGAUGGGGUGCUCUUUCAGACGGUGUUGACUACACGUUCAUGGUGUAUGUCGAAUGCCAGAAUGUUUCAUCCAAUCAAGCGACUGCCUCACUCCUCCUGCCAGCCAAUCUGCCCCCAUCAGGAGGCUAUUGCACCAUUUCACCAACACGAAUUCUUCCCCUUGAAGAGCAGGUCACUGUCAGCUGUCACAACUGGAUUGAUAUUGAUGACUUGGAUAGCCCCAUUCUGUACAAAAUCUAUGCUGAAGUGUACGACCCACUUAGUGGAACCAAUCAGAGCUAUCCACUCUAUGCCGGCACUGACCCCACACAGUCUGCCUACCUGGGCUCUUUCAGUAAUGAGACGGUUGUACUGAAAGUGAUGGUGUCUGAUGAAUUUGGAGCAAUGGCAUUGGGAGCUCAAAGCACUAUACAGAUGCAGACUCCGCACUUUGCCAGCAGCAUGACAAAAACAGACUAUCUGGUCAACAUUACGGACACAGUUCUGUCUGGCCUGAUCAAACAGGCCUCACCCAUAUCCCUUCUCCAAUUUGCUAUUGCGAUGGGUCAAGAACUUAAUGCUGAGUCACAUAAGGAGAAACUUGCCCAAACUGCUGGCUCAGGCUCCCUACCGGAGCAGCAGCGGGCGUCUAUCAGGGAUGUCAUAUCCAUCUGUUUGUCUACGUCUGUGCCAGUAUCCUCCCUGGAGGAUGUGCACCAGAUGGCGUUUGCCCUCCGUCUGAUUACGGACUACUCAAGUGAGUACUUGACAGAAGACAGCCAGGUACUCAUUGCGGGCACCAUGGAGACUAUGGCUUCUGUCCUCCAGCAGUCGGUCAAUAACGGACUUGAUCUUGAUGACGUCCCAACUGAAGACCUUCUCAGUGUCAUCAACAAUUUGAUAAACGCUGCUAAUACCCGUGUAUACUCAUCAUCAGUCAUCUGGGGCGGUGGACGAAAUGUCACAGUCAAGUCUUUCGACACAGAAUUCCGUGACCUGCGGCCAGAGAUAUCAUCUAGUGUGGGCCAUUUGGACUUUGAAGACAUAAGCCUUGGCGAGAGCCACCGAAAGAGGAUGAUAUCCACUCUGGUGCCUUUGCUGGAGGGAGUUGUGGUCUCUACCUUAAAGACGAUGAUCCCACAAGAGGAGAGCCUUAAUGUUGGGAUUGAGGAAAUGAUGGUCAUAGGAUCAAGAAUCUACGCGAGAGACAUAUCUCUCAGAGGUUUAGGAGACAGCACACAAAUAUCCAUACCUUCUACAAUCCUGAAAGGCCAUAAAAAUGACACAGAAGAAGUGUUCCAAGUCAUGAUCAGCCAUGAGCAAAACCCAUUCACAUUCAGCUAUCUUGAUGAAGAAUCAUCAUCGAUGCCCGUUCAGACGCUAUCAUUCUAUGACAUUGAUGGCACCUACAUUGAAGUCUCAGGUCUGAGCGGAUCAUCUCAGGUGUACAUGUACAUGUUCUCCACACCUACCCCUGGCCUGGCUGCCAUCCCUCGAGGUGAUCUGCCUCAAAGUUCUAUCUACCAGCCACUGAACGGCCUGACGUACAACACUGUGCAGAUUAACCCUAGGAGGACUAAGAUGUUUCAAGUCCCCGGUGCUGAGAGCAUUACAUCCACAGGUGUUGGGAUACAUGUGCAGCUUCGAAUUGAGUAUCUGCCCUCUAGCGGACCAGCACCUUCGAAUAGAUCUGGAACCAAUGUGAUGGCGUACAUAGGGGUUAACUUCGUCCCCAGCUCUGGUAGCUACACAAAAAUGCUCAACUUAACAAGUGAUCUCAUGUCUGCUGGGACAGAACAUACAGAGUACACCUUUUUCCUCAAUGGCCUGAGUUCUUCAGACAGUGUCUACGUUAUCGCCACCAAUAUGGACCUAUUCGUCAGUGUCAACAUGUCGGUAGGUGUGUAUACCUCCACAUGCAGCUACUUUGACACGACAGACCAGCUUUGGUCCAACGAAGGAUGUACUGCCCAGGAAGAGUCGAUCGCCACGGUCACUGCGUGUCAGUGCAAUCACUUGACUUCCUUUGGGGGUGCUGGGAUUGUAUCAAUCACUGACAUUGAUUUUACUGAUAUAGUGUACCUUGACUUCUUUGCCAACCCAGUGGUGUUCGUUGCUGUGGGCGUAAUCUUUAUCCUGUACGUCAUUGUUGCCAUCAUCUGCCGCUACCUUGACCGAUUAGAUCUCCGCAGAAUUUCCAGAAUCCCUCUCUGUGGUCGGGAUGGUGCCUUCAAGUAUGAGAUCACCGUUGUGACAGGGCGCCAUUAUGGAUCUGGCACCACAGCCAAUAUAGGCAUCAAGCUAUAUGGAGACCAGAACAAAGGGGAGGCAAGGCACCUGACUAAACCUGGAGCUUUCCAGCGCAAUUGUCGAGACACAUUCUAUAUAGCUCACGAUGCAAGCAUAGGAGAAGUGAACAAGGUCCUGGUGUGGCACGACAAUGGCGGUUUAUCCCCGUCCUGGUUCCUGUCCCAUAUCGUUGUGAAAGACGUCCAGACAGGAGAGAAGUUCACAUUUUUGGUCAAUUCUUGGCUCUCUCUGGAGAUGAAGGAUGGAGUUGUCCAGAAAACUGUCAAGUCUGCCGACAAGGAAGAGUUACGGAAGUUCAGAUUAAAAUUCUCCACUGUGUUUCAUGGUACGAUGUCGGACGUCCAUGCCUGGCUCUCCGUUUCUCACAGACCUGACCUCAGCCGUUUCACUCGUGUCCAGAGAGCUACAUGUGUCUUUACCACUGUCCUGCUGUAUAUGUGCAUCAAUGCCAUGUGGUAUGGCCUUUUCAAAGAUGAGACAGAGGCCAAGGAUGACUUGUCAUGGGAUUCUUUUGGAUGGGAGGAAGUAAUCAUUGCCAUUAUCUCUACUUUGAUGGUCCUUCCGUUUUUAAUUGGCCUGUCAUUUGCUUUCAAAAAGACAAGAUGUAAGGACUCCGUGUUUCAAGAGGUGCGUCCCAGCACUGCCCAGACCUUGGAAAUUGAAGCUAUGUGUGACUUGUCGGGAGACGGAGGUUCUUACCGGACAGUGACGCCACUAGGCGAGUGGGUGACUGCAAUUGACAGAGAGAGCACAACCGAUUCUUUUGCUGUACCUGUGGGCUUGAGGAGAACCGUGCCCAUGCACCGCGGAUUACGGAAAGGUAGCUCUGACAUCUCCAUAAGAGAAAGACCCCCAGUGGAAGGUGUUGGUGGAAAGAAGGAGCUCUGGACAACUGACAGCAUCAUGCAGAGCUGGCCGCAUCGGAUGCCCACCUGGAUCAAGCAGGUCAAAGCCGAGGUGAAAAGCGGAGACACAUCAACGAUGUCACGCCCUAGCAUUGAGCGAGGGAGUACCACCACCUCAAAGCGUAGCAGUCGCUCUGCUAGAACAUUCCAAUCAGGCACAAGGAGCUAUGAAGACAGUGAUGAGGACUUCCAGAAGAAAUUGGAUGAAAUUGAUGCUGAGUUGACUCGUUCAGAGGAGAGGAAGCAGAAGAAGAGGAAGAAAUUAGAACGGAGACUGAGAAGCAGAAACACUGAUGAGUUGUUCGACUCUGAUGAUGACUGGGUUUAUGAAGGUCUGGAAGAUUACAACGAGGACAGUUUCAGCAGCAAGCCCAGUCAGUUCAACCCACGCACGGAGGCAGAGCUGGCCCCUGGACCUGAAAGAAAUGGCUCAGGUACCAGUGCAGCCCACCAGAAUGGAAGUUUGCGUGUGGCUGAAUCUCCCAGCAGCCGCAGAAAAGAACAGCCAACUGGCUGGAGGGACGGGCACAGGCCUAGUGUUAUCUCCUCCACUUCCAAAUCCAGGAGCACCUUGUCGGACAACAAAGGUCGUGGGAGAACUCUUAGCACCAUUUCCCAACAGCCUGAGCCAAGUGAGAGCAAUCCCAGGUUUUCACUGCCUCCCUGGUGUGUGUACGUGACAUACACAGUGUGCGUUGUGCUGUGCGUUCUGUCCGUCAUCCUGAUGCUGCUCUAUGGCUACAACUUCGGCACCGCCAUCUCACUCAAGUGGCUCGUCUCACUUUUCAUCUCCGUCUUCCUUUCCAUCCUCAUUAUUGAGCCGUUGAAGGUCCUGCUGAUCUCUGUUAUUGUUGCCCUCAUCACCAAGGACGUCAGAGACGAUGAUGAAGGAGAUGUUAUAAACAUCAAACCCUCAGUGGAGUCCAAUGAACAGCUCAAGGAUAUCAAAUUCCGUCCGCUUGGUGGUUUUGCUCUUCUCCAAGCCAAGGAGGAAGGCAAGAGGAAACAGCGGCUACACAAGAUGUUGCGAGAAGUGUUCAUGUUCACUCUGAUGCUGGCUCUCUUCAUGGCGAUCGUCUUUGUCAACUACAGCAGCCGUACCAUGUACCACGCCAGCAACAACAUUGAGACCAAGUUCUACACCAGCGUUGAUGGAAGCACAAAUGGCCUCAACUUCACAAACAUGAGAAGCAUCACUGACUUUUGGCAAUGGUCUGAGACUGUAUUGGCCCGAUCCCUUCAUUUGCAAGAUCUGAGUUCAGAUGAAAGUUUUGGUUACCUUCUUGGUCCAGCUUGGAUGAGGCAGAUACGAAGCAAGAAUGUGUCGUGUACCGCAGCGUCAAGUAUUGCUAUGUGGUCAGUGCCAACGCUGACACCGGAUCGUUGUACUGAUGAUGGCACCAGUGACCCUGACACUGCUGACUAUAAUAUUGGCUGGGUGUCGCCAGGGAUAGCUGGAGCUAACUGGACAUACUCCUCUUGUGGACAACUGGAUUUAUAUUCUAAAUUUGGUUGGUCACUGUUUUACCCUGGUGGAGGCUACGUCCAGACCUUGGGACAGACCUACAAUGACACACUGGCAACCGUACAGAAGCUUCAUUCAGAGGGCUGGCUUGACUUACUCACGCGUGCAGUGAUGGUGGAGUUCUCUCUGUACUACCCUAGUGCUGACCUCACCUCCUACAUUACGCUCAUCAUCGAGUUUCCCAUCUCAGGUGGUGUCCUGACAAGCUACUCCAUCUACACAGAAAAGUUUUUGAGGUUCAUCCCGGGAGUGGUAGAGCCUCUGCUUGUCUGUCAGGUUUUCUUCUCACUGUUUGUGCUGUACCUAACCCUAGUGCUCCUGCAGCGUCUGAGAGCUGAGAAACUGAAAUUCUUCUCAUAUUUCUGGAACUGGAUGGACAGCAUAACAUGCUUUUUGGCGUGGCUGAGCUUGGCUCUCUACGCAGGGUGUGUUGCCCUAGCAACAAAGAGAAUGGAUGCCUACUUCGCUGACACAUCUCGUCCAUCGCGGCUUGGGCAGGUGGCUGUGCUGCAUGCGGUGCUUCGCUGUGUGCAUGCUUGCCUCUUGUUUUUGUUUGUACUCAAGAUUGUGAAGCAAGUCCAGUUCAGUCGUCCUCUUUUCAAGUUCUACACUACCCUCUCCACCGCCAGUGGUCCUCUCCUGGGUGUGUUCAUCAUCUUUGUCAUUCUUCUGCUCACUCACGCUCAGUUCGGCUACCUGAUCUAUGGAUCUCUCAUAUAUGGCUACCACAGUUUCCAACAUUCCAUGACAUCACUGUUUGGUAUAAUGGGAAGCCGCACUGACUUCUGGCCUCUCUUUGAGUCCCAGCGGAUCUUGACACAUUUCUUCUUCCUUUGCUUUGGCUUCUUUGUCUAUGGCCUCACUAUGGCCCUGAGUGUGAGUGUACUGAUGUGGUCAUACAAGUGGUCCAGCUCUCAGAUGUCAUACAAAACAACCCUGGAGGCUCGGGAUUACGAGAUGAUUGACUUCAUGAUCAAACAGUUCAAGCUUAUGACUGGGAUACAGAAACAGAAACCUGCUUUCCGACAUGUCAAGUUCAAAGGUCUUCCUUCCCUGCCAAGCCGAGGCACCAGCUCCAACCUGUCGUCUCGCCAGUCUUGCAACAGCGUGUCUUCCAGAGUGUCAGUGCCGGCCCGGCCAGAGGUCACAGAGGAUCAACAUGUAGACUACCUCAUGGCCAGUCUGCUACCCACGUGGGACCAGGUGCUGCAGAGUUUUCAGAAGCUGGAAGAUCUAGACAAAGAUGUUGAUGAGGCAACUAAAAAGUUACAAGAUGCAGUCAAAGGCUGGGGUCAGCCGCACAAGUCCGUACCCUCGGACCAUGUGAGAUUUCAGUCCGACAACUCCAAACCCAUCAUGGGAAAGCCUCCUCUAGACCCUAAAGCCACAUUCGCAAAGUUCAGAGGUCGUGGGGCUGGUAGGAACAUCACUGUGUUUGCUGGGCGGGCAGCCAUGACUCCACCAACUACUUUCAUGGCUGAGACACCACUUGGCAGCCACAGCAAAAGGCCCUUCAGUGAUCAAGGCUUCAGGAAGGAUCCAUUCGUCUUCCACACAGAUAACUCAGCAAUCCCCAUCCCCAUUGGUCGACCUGUCAGCCAGACGAGCGCUGCCCCCAGCUCCACAAGCUCCAGUCAGCAAAGAGGCAGUCCUGGGCCUGGUUUCUAUAGCAACGACAACUCUAUUUCAGAAAUGUAUCCUGAGGUGCAUGUUUACAAAGGGAAGGGCAGAGGAAAACAUUCCAAGGUCAGCCAAGGAAUAAAUUUGACUCCUGGUGGUGCUGGGAGAGGAAAGCAGGCCUGGGAUUCUGAAAUCUAACCUGCUUUUGGCUUUGUCAUGUUCGUCCGCUCUUUGAUGAAGUUCGACGUCAUUAGCAAAUCCGCAUAUGUAUAAACUGGAAAUAAGAAUACUGAGAAAUCCUACUGAAUAUUGACCAUAACUUUGACAAAAUGUGCUGAGGUUGAAAACUCUAGUUUUCCUGUAGCACUGUUCCACUGCCAUACCAUUACAAAGCUGGUACCUUGAGGAGUAUUGAAUUACAUUUAUCAGGGCCUGAUUUAUUUAGGAUGGGUAUAAUAAAACUACAGCAUGGUACACUCCUCACGUGUAUCUUUAUUUUAUUGUGGAUUACAAAUAAAUUCUUUGUGGUGUAUCCAAUGAAAUAAUUAUUUCAUACUGCCCAAUUUGGACUCAUGUAUACUCACAGAGAAAAUUUAUAUUAGAGUAAAAUCUGGAAACCAGUGAUUAUCCCCACCCCAGACUGUCCCGUAUUCAUCCCAGUUUGUGAGCUGCUAAUCUUCACUUGAAGAUUGUUACUUUUAUUAAUUUUUGUUCUGUCCAAACUGAGCUUUACUUGGAAAUUCUCCUUUUAUUUGAAGCAGCAAAAUUUAAAUUUCAGUUGUAUUUUGUGAAAUGCUCUGUAAUAGAAAGCGUACACUCUUGAAAGUGAAUUGUAAAGAAAACACAUAAUUAAUGUCCAGGCCAAGAUCAAACUUAUCUUGAUGCUAGGAUACAGAACAUAAGUCUGCCGAGAUAUCAGAGACAAACAUGCUCUUUCAUGUGUGUAGAUUGUUUCUCAAAACUUGGUGAAAUUUCCUCAAGGUGGACAUGGGUGACAUGCAGUCAGCAAAGCUAGCUCUUUUGUUUUCAUAACUCCGUCAAAAGCUGGCUGUUAUAUAGAGACAAAUUUCUGGUUGUUUUGAGUAUACAUGUAUUUCUCAACUUGACUAGUUAUGAGAAUUCAUGUCUCCACAGAAAUGAUUCACUUCCACUGUGAUAAUCAAUGUAUUUCAUAUUCCUUUUAUAUCAUGUAUGUCCAUUUAAAUUGAGUACCCAUGUUAUGAAUGACUGACGUUGAUCAUACAAUGUUACAUAGCCCAGAAUUGGAGUGAGACAGGUUGCAGCAUCUUGAAGAGCAAAGGGAUUGUUGAAUAGGAAGCUUCCGUUUCUCCUGAAUGUGCCGAAAGAUACUUUUUCCUAGUCUCCGUCAAUAAUUUCAUUUUUCAAUCUCUCGAUUUACCUGAUGACGCUGCUUCCACAUGUUACCUUUAUGAUGUUAUUUCAUCUAUAAAUAUGUUCGUUUUAUUAUCUUAGCUUCCUAUUUGUAGUGGUGAACAAGCAUACAUGUAUAACUACCAAAGAAUAAGCACUUUCCACAUAUUUAAUUUUACUUUUAUUCAUGACAAUGAUCAGAAUGUUUUGAUAUUUUUUUGGGUUGUUUUUAUGUUGUAGUUAUAAAAAGUACUUGUAGUAUUUCCUGUUCAUUGAAGGGGUGAUUGUUGCUCUUGUUAAUUUUUGAAAAUAAAUCUUCAAUGGUACCUGUCAACCGUUUGUGAAAUGAACAAUGUCUGACAUAUGAGCUCUCAGUGGGCUUGUCAUGAUUGAUUGUCCAUUUUGGUUUGCUUGGGAAGUUGCAUGAAAACUGUUCUGCUUAAUGUUCCCAGAUUUGUCAUUUUAUACAACAGGGUAUUGGAUAUAAGUAUUGUUGUUACUGGUCCUGAUUAGGCAUCAAUAAACAUUUAUGCUUCUUUGAGUUAUGUGUCACAAUAAUGCUCACAAUAUACAUAUUAAUUGUGA